Messenger RNA from Lucilia cuprina (Australian sheep blowfly), 1157 nucleotides. RefSeq names its product dehydrogenase/reductase SDR family protein 7-like. The transcript is spliced from 4 exons. The record is from RefSeq and is a predicted model, not a curated record. Gene Ontology annotation, cellular component: membrane. Bases 172 to 1152 code for a protein of 326 amino acids. Lineage: Eukaryota; Metazoa; Arthropoda; Insecta; Diptera; Calliphoridae. Gene Ontology annotation, molecular function: oxidoreductase activity.
GUUUGAAACAAAUGUAAACAAUAGAUACCAAAAAUAUAUUCAUCGAUUGAUUUCUUUUAAUAAGACAUUGGAAAUUUAUAUAUGGUUUAAUAGAUAUUUGUUUACAUCAAAAACAUUAGGUUGGUCAUACUUUAAAACAAAGACCAAAGUUCAUUAGUGAAGUUGCAUAAAAUGUCUUGCCAACAAGGUGGAAAAUGUAUGGGACCAUCACCUGCAAACGACUGUAAUCCUUGGUACUGGAUAUUGGGUAUGAUAUGUAUGCCAGUCGCCAUACCUUUCAUACUUUUUGAUGUCUGGACAAGAAAUGCAAUAGCCAAAGAACGUAAACGUCUACCCGGUAAAGUAGUAUUAAUUACUGGAGCCAGUUCUGGUUUAGGAGAAGCUUUGGCCCAUACUUUUUAUAAAGCAGGCUGUAAAGUUAUACUAGCUGCUCGACGUGUUGAGGAAUUGGAAAGGGUGAAAAAGGAUUUGUUAUCUGUAGAAGUGGUGGGGCCUGCUUAUCCUCCCACAGUUCUGCCCUUAGAUUUGGCAGAAUUAAAUGCCAUACCAGCUGUUGCUGCGAAGGCAGUUAAUAUUUAUAAUGGAAUUGAUAUACUUAUUAAUAAUGGUGGCAUUAGUGUUAGAGCAGACGCCUUAACUACUGCUUUAGAUGUGGAUUUAAAAGUAAUGACUGUUAACUACUUUGGUUCAGUGGCUCUAACAAAGGCUAUAUUGCCAUCCAUGGUUAAAAGACAAAAGGGUCAUAUUUGCUUUAUUAGUUCGGUACAAGGUAAAUUUGCUUUACCCUUCCGUUCGGCUUAUUCAGCCUCUAAACAUGCCAUACAAGCCUUUUCGGAUUCGCUAAGAGCUGAAGUGGCCUCCAAGGGUUUAAAGGUAACGUGCGUAAGUCCUGGUUAUAUAAGAACACAACUUUCGGUAAAUGCUUUAACCUCUACGGGACAGCAACAUGGCAAAAUGGAUGCUACUACAGCCAAAGGCAUGCGUGCUGAUGUUUGUGCCCAACGUAUCUUGGAGGCUUUGUUAAAUAAUGAAAAAGAUGUCUUAGUAUGUGACUUACAGGCUCGUCUUGGUUACUGGUUACGUUUUCUUAGUCCUACUCUCUACUAUCGAGUUAUGGAGAAGAGAGCUCUUAAAUUACAAAAUGAUAACUAAUGAGA